Lotus japonicus is the source of this 1711-nucleotide messenger RNA. Its product is annotated as acetyl-coenzyme A carboxylase carboxyl transferase subunit beta, chloroplastic-like. NCBI's taxonomy places the organism in Eukaryota, Viridiplantae, Streptophyta, Magnoliopsida, Fabales, Fabaceae. The record is from RefSeq and is a predicted model, not a curated record. Gene Ontology annotation, cellular component: acetyl-CoA carboxylase complex. Gene Ontology annotation, molecular function: acetyl-CoA carboxylase activity. Gene Ontology annotation, biological process: fatty acid biosynthetic process.
CAUCAUCAUUUUUUUUGAAUACCUACCCACUCGCUCAUUAUUAUAUGUAAGUUAAUAACCCUAGUGAUUGGAUUUAUAUAUUUCUUUUUUUUGUUAUUGAUAAUAAAGUAAAAAUAAAUGUGAUAUGAUAUAAUUAUCAAAUAGAAGAUUUUUUUGAUUUUUCAUCGAAUGACUAUUCAUCUAUUGUAUUUUCAUGUAAAUAGAGGGAAAAAGCUCUAUGGAAAAAUGGUGGUUAAAUUCUAUGUUGCGUAAUAGGGAGUUAGCAUACAAGUGUGGGUUAAGUAAAUCAACGGAUAGGUUCGGUCCUAUUGAAAAUACCAGUGUAAGUGAAGACCCGCCUAUUUUAACUGAUAUGGAUAAAAACAUUCAUAGUUGGAAUGAUAUUGAGAAUUGUAGUUACAACAAUGUUGAUUAUUUAGUAGGUGUGGAGAACAUCCGGAAUUUCCUAUCUAAUAAAAGUUUUUUAGUUAGGGAUAGUAAGAGGAACAUUCCAUAUAUUUUGCUAUUGAAAAUCAAAUUUUGGAGAUUGAUAAUGAUCAUUUGUUUUUAAGUGAACUAGAAAGUUUUUUUUCUAGGUAUACGAAUUCUAUCUAUUUGAAUAACAACUCUAAAGGGGAUGGUGAUCAUUACAUGUAUGAUACUGAAUCUAGUUGGAAUAAUAACAUUAAUAGUUUCAUUGAAAAUUAUAUUCGUUCUCAAAUUUGUAUUGAUAAUUACAUUUUAGGUGAUGGUGACAAAUACAAUGAUAGUUACUUUUAUAGUUAUAUUUGUAGUACGAUAAGAAAAAAAAGUAGUGAAAGGGAGAGGACUAGCAUAAUAAUAAUCUAAAUGAUAGUGAUUUCACUAAAAUAGAAGGUUCUAAUGAUCUCGAUGAGACUCAAAAAUACAAACAUUUGUGGAUUGAAUGCGAAAAUUGUUAUGGAUUAAAUUAUAAGAAAAUUUUGAAAUAAAAAAUGAAUAUUUGUGAACACUGUGGGUAUCAUUUGAAAAUGAGCAGUUCAGAUAGAAUCGAACUUUCGAUUGAUCCGGGUACUUGGAAUCCAAUGGAUGAAGACAUGAUUUCUGUGGAUCCCAUUGAAUUUCAUUCCGAAGAGGAACCUUAUAAAGAUCGUAUUGAUUCUUAUAAAAAAACAACAGGAUUAACCGAGGCUGUUCAAACAGGUACGGGUCAUUUAAAUGGUAUUCUUGUAACAAUUGGGAUUAUGGAUUUUGAGUUUAUGGGAGGUAGUAUGGGAUCCGUAGUAGGGAAAAUCACCCAGUUGGUCGAAUAUGCUACCAACCAACUUUUACCUCUUAUUGUAGUAUGUGCAUCUGGAGGAGCACGUAUGCAAGAAGGAAGUUUGAGUUUGAUGCAAAUGGCUAAAAUAUCUUCUGCUUUAUAUGAUUAUCAACUAAAUAAAAAGUUAUUCUAUGUAUCAAUCCUUACAUCUCCCACUACUGGUGGGGUAACGGCUAGUUUUCGUAUGUUGGGAGAUAUCAUUAUUGCCGAACCAAAUGCUUACAUUGUAUUUGCGGGUAAAAGAGUAAUUGAACAAACGUUGAAUAAGGCAGUACCCGAAGGUUCACAAGCGGCAGAAUAUUUAUUCCAUAAGGGCUUGUUUGAUUCAAUCGUACCACGUAAUCCUUUAAAAGGGAUUCUAAGUGAGUUAUUUCAGCUCCACGCUUUCUUUCCUUUGAUUCAAAAUGAAAAAGAAAGCAGAUCCUAAAAUCA